UGACUCAAGAGGUACUUAUGAGUGUUGUCACUAUUGUGAACAGGGCCAUCCACACCAUUCCAAGGCUGAUUAUAGCCCAUUCGCACCGCGGAGAACUAGUAUCAGCUGCAAUGUCUACUCGUGCUAGAUCACCAACAUCCGAUCAUGACGUCCCUACGCCAUCGGAGAAGAAGAUGCGAAUGGAGGAGCAUACCAUAGAUGAGUCUGAUGUAACAAAUGAAAAGACGAAUAAUAGCGUUCUCGUGCCGCCCGGACCCUCCAAGAAAGCAUCGAGAUUAGCGAAGAGGAAGCAGAAGCAGAAGCGUGUCUUGCCAGAGCCUUACUCCCCAGAUGAUGUUCUAUGGCGUGACAUAGUCGCGCUACUAGGAAACGAUACAGUCGACCAUGCUCUGCAACAUGGCACCGAGUGGGAUUCGCCGUUUGAUUUCCGUGAAGAGGUAGAGGUAGAAGUAUCUAAUUUAUCUUCCAAUGGCGAUGCGCUGGCACGUUCCCCUGCUUCUCAUCCUCCUUGGGUGAUCGUUGCACCAUUCGCAUUACCAGGGGAAAUAAUCCGUGUUCGAGUUUAUCGCAGUUCGCGUCUACAUUCAUUCGCCGACCUUCUUGAAGUCAUUUCCCCAAAUCCUGACCUGCGCGAUGACAGCCGUGCGAAGUGCCGCUAUUUUGGACAAUGUUCGGGUUGCCAAUAUCAGAUGCUUUCUUACGACACUCAACUCGGAAUCAAGCGUGACGUGGUCAUAAAAGCCUAUCAGAACUUCUCAAACCUCCCCCAGGAAUCCAUUCCAGACGUGCUUCCAACCAUAGCCUCGCCACUUCAAUACGGCUACCGCACGAAAAUAACACCGCAUUUUGAGGCCCCACCGAAAAAAGCACGCAAGGACGCUGAAUCAAGUUCAGCCACUUCGACAGAUAAGCCGGGUUGGCUGAAGAUCGGUUUUAAUGAAAUCGGCAAGCGGACAGUGCUGGAUAUUGAGGAGUGUCCUAUUGCGACCCCUGUGUUAAACGCAGUACUUGGACCUAUAAGGGAGGAUAUAAUCAAGAAUAUCUGGGGCUAUAAGAAAGGUGUUUCGUUACUUCUCCGCGACUCCAUUGAGCACUUGCCUUCCGAUAUUUCGUCUAUUCCCGCUCCAGAGGACGAGAAGCACAUCUGCAUCACGAACCACAAGGCAACUGUCCGCGAACGCGUAGAUUCUACGUAUUUCGAGUUUCCAGGGCAUUCGUUCUUUCAGAACAACAAUUCGGUGCUUGUCCCGCUUACCUCAUACGUAAAAGACGCAAUCUUCCCUUCCUCGGCAUCGUCUGGGCCCACGCAUCUCGUGGACGCGUACUGCGGUUCAGGUCUCUUCUCGUUGAUGCUCGCGCCACAUUUCGACACUGUCGCAGGUAUUGAGCUCUCCGCCGAGUCAAUCAAGUCUGCUACGUCGAAUGCUAUUAUCAACCGCCUCCCGGAAGGGAAAUGUUCUUUUCUGGCGGGUGAUGCAGCGAACAUAUUCUCGACCGUUUCGCACUUCCCCCCAGACAAAACAGCACUGAUCAUAGACCCACCGCGAAAGGGCUCUGAUGAGCCAUUCAUCGAGCAAUUGGUUCGCUUUGCAUGUAGCACAGUGGUAUACGUGAGCUGCAAUGUGCAUACGCAAGCGCGUGAUGUGGGGAUGAUUAUGGAGAAGAUGGAGAGGGAAGGCGGUGGGAGGAAAUAUGUCCUGGAGAGCUUGAGGGGAUUUGAUUUGUUCCCACAGACUGCACAUGUGGAGAGCGUAGCGGUCUUGAGGUUGGUCUAGGCUCACCGCGUGUAUGGUGUUAAUACGUACGCAAGGUAUCAGGUGCUGAUAUCAGAGUGAUAAUCAGACCUUAUCAGCGACGAUAUGCCGUUCACAAAAGGGAAAGCCUCUCGAAGCACUUGUUUCAUUUCAUUGUGCCAACCGAGCUCAUCGAUCGCGUGAACUUUAGGACCCCGGCUGCUCUUCAUACUACGCAUGUCCGCAGAUGUCCGCCCAUUUUUUUAACAAUUUGCUCCCGGUGCGCGGCAUUUUUGACUCUUCAAAGUGCCUUGAAG
Suillus paluster is the source of this 2050-nucleotide messenger RNA. RefSeq names its product S-adenosyl-L-methionine-dependent methyltransferase. Gene Ontology annotation, molecular function: tRNA (uracil(54)-C5)-methyltransferase activity, S-adenosyl methionine-dependent. The record is from RefSeq and is a predicted model, not a curated record. The transcript is spliced from 8 exons. Gene Ontology annotation, biological process: tRNA processing. Lineage: Eukaryota; Fungi; Basidiomycota; Agaricomycetes; Boletales; Suillaceae. Bases 18 to 1775 code for a protein of 585 amino acids.